Moesziomyces aphidis is the source of this 855-nucleotide messenger RNA. Lineage: Eukaryota; Fungi; Basidiomycota; Ustilaginomycetes; Ustilaginales; Ustilaginaceae. The record is from the annotation of a GenBank genome assembly.
AUGGAGGCUGACCCGCACUCUGGCGUGUGCUCGGCAGACCAGCUGAACCAGCUGAACCAGCUGAACCAGCUGACCCACAGGCGACGGGCGUCACCAAGCAGAGUGAUAUGGAGCAUCCGACGGGCGCGCAUCGUCUGCAGCGCCGCGCCAAACCGUAUUCGCACACUGCAGUCCGACGCGGGAGAGACGGACGGACAUGACCUGGCGGUUGGACGCUGCCACAGUCCAGCCCAGCGCUACACUACUGCAGGCCGUCACCACCAUGUCGCCACUGUGACCCGGACGAGGUGGGAUGGGUACAGCCGCACCACUGCAGCGGCACGCAGCCAGCAGCCAGCAGCCAGCGGCGGGCGAGUCGAGCACGAGGCAUGGGCAGGCGAUGCAUCAGCUUCGGCCAUGCCUCUUCUGCCCGCGAUCCUUGGCAGUUGGUCCUCGCUGCCGCUUGCUGCUGCUUGCUGCGCGCGGUUGGCAUGUGCAGCCGACCGGCGUCAGAUUCUGCAGCGGCGCGUCGAAAAGGCCGCGACUGGAUUUGCAAAAUUGACGGGUGUUGGUCUCGCCUCGCCUCGCCUCGCCUGCCCGGCUCGCUGCACGCUGCGCAAAGUGCGAAUAAACAAGCUAUGCAGCUCGCAGCGCCUCUCCAACUCCGAGAGCGGAGGUCAGACCGAGCCCGGCAUGGCUCGCUCGAUCCCAUUCCAUCGCAUCCAUCGCAUCCUGACGCCUUUUCGCUCCAAGUCGAUCUUGGGAUCCUGGCAUCUUGCGGCUGGCAUCUUGCGGCUGACAUCUUGCGGCUCGUGCGCGAUGAUCGCACAACACAUGGCGCCAAACCAAACCAACGGCAUCUGGAGGUUGCACUAG